AUGCACAAUAUUAUAUCUAUCUAUCUAUCUAUCUAUCUAUCUAUCUAUCUAUCUAUCUAUCUAUCUAUCUAUCUAUCAUUCUCUGUUCCUAUCUAUCUAUCUAUAAAUCUAUCUAUCAUUCUCUCUAUCAUUCUCUGUUCUUAUCUAUCUAUCUAUCUAUCUAUCUAUCUAUCUAUCUAUCUAUCAUUCUCUGUUCCUUUCUAUCUAUCUAUAAAUCUAUCUAUCAUUCUCUCUAUCGAUCGAUAUAUCGAUCUUUCAUUCCCUGUUCAUAUCUAUCUAUCUAUAAUUCUCUCAUAUCAUCUAUCUAUCUAUCUAUCUAUCUAUCUAUCUAUCUAUCAUUCCCUGUUCAUACCUAUCUAUAAUUCUCUGUUCAUAUCUAUCUAUCUAUCUAUCUAUCUAUCUAUCUAUCUAUCUAUCUAUCUAUCUUACGUGUGGAACUCUGUCUUUCUGCCUCCUGCUUCUCUCUCUCUCUCUCUCUCUCUCUCUCUCUCUCUCUCUCUCUCUCUCUGCCUUGAUUCAACGUUCUAUCUUUCCUCGCUUUCUUUUCCUAUAAGCUGUCAUCUGUCUCUCUUUCAUCCCCAUGUAGCGGCUAUCCGCAUACGUCGUAGUUUAUUUUCCAAAAUUCAACGUUUCUCUCGCGUCCCACGCGCUUGCGUUCGGUCAUCCGUUCGAUGUUCGAAGAAAGACUUUUCUUUUUUUUUUUUUUUUUGCAUAGUCAACCAAAACUUUUGCGUUCAUAGCAAACGGGUCCAUCUAUUCCAUUCGGAGAUAAAUUCUCCUUCUCGUAUUUUCACGAAAACGUCCUUUCAGCCCUGA
Molecule: messenger RNA, 816 nt
Organism: Acanthosepion pharaonis
Lineage: Eukaryota; Metazoa; Mollusca; Cephalopoda; Sepiida; Sepiidae
Source: the annotation of a GenBank genome assembly